GUUCCCCCACAUUUUGUGCGGCAUCAUCGCCGAGGAGGUUCAUGAAGAGUCGGGUGGUGCUCGUGGCCGACGCGGACAAGGAGUGGCGUGACGCGAAGCUCUGUCGCUUUGUUCGAGACGCCGAGGAGAACCCUAUUUUGACCUUUACCAAGUGGAAUGGCAAGACAGGGCGGUCUAGAUGGCUUGCUAUUCGUGGCCACCAACUGUGCGAAGUCCAGCGGAUCGACGACAUCCGCAGCUUGUUUGCACCGCGAAACGUUGUCGUACAGGACGGCAGUCUACUGGUCGUGACGCCCAUGGAUCCACUCUUCCUCUUGUUGGAGCAACUUGCACAUUGGACACGCAAUACUCAGUUCUGCGCCUUGCACGACAUCAUGGAGUCAUGCGGGAUUCCGUUGCAUGGUAUUUCCCGAUGGAAUGCCUCUGCAAUCUCAAAUCUCUGCGACAUCGAUGGAAGCGACGACAGAUUGGAUAUCCUCUGCGUUCGGCGAAAUGAUACCAAGAUCACAGCGUGGCUGCGGAAAAAGGUUGAUCGCAUUCAGGCCCUUGGGGUGGCGCCGACAAGGUCAAGUUCAAACGAUUGCACCACGGUCGAACGAUUCCAACGUCCACCAGACGAGGACACUACAGCACCAACACAGCCGAAUACAGAGGCAAUGACGCGGUCCUUUUCAUGCUGGCGAGCUGACUUGGCAAAAAAUCUCUUUAGAUCGAUGCCGACGACAAGCACCGAGCGCUGCAGACCGCGAUUUCCAUCCUGUCAGAGUACUUGGACGAGUGCUGGACUCAGUUGGUUGUGGCGUCGUAUGGGUAAAACAACUCACGUCGGUCACUGUGCUUGCUUGAAUGCUUUCCGUGCAUCUGUGACGUCGUGUAAUGGCACUGCUAACUUGGAGUGCAGGUUAUCCCCCACCGAGUGGCUGAAAAAAAUCAAGACCAAGGGUGUCGUUGCGGGACCUAGCGACAUCGCCGCCAAGUACGAUGCUCGACAACAAUCCGCGACGACGCCCGCAAAAAGACCUGCUCCUGCGUCAACCAAAUCAACGUUGACCAAAAAGAAAACGCCCCCAGUCACCGGCAUGAAGUCCAUCGCAUCAUUUUUCGGAAAGUAAUGACGUCAAGAAAGCUCCGCCGGAUCGCCUGAAAACUCUUGCGAACUGUGCAUUGCUCGUUAAGCUCAAGCAAUUCAACAUGGUGGUUCCGUAGGAGUUUCGUGCCAAAUGCCUGCAUGGUUCACAUGCAUGAUCGUUGGGGUAGAUCGAGUCUUGACGGCGGGGACGUAAGACGAAAAAUUACGAACCUGCUAGGAAAGUCCUGUUCGCGACGUCUUCACAGCCUGUGAUUGUAUCAGAUUGGCCAUGUGGUUGGCUUUGUGUUAACGAGCACGCUACGUCACCCAAGGAGGUUUGCACUUGUCCUUUGGCCAUCGCGCAUUCGUUUAUGCCUUUACGCAAUCGUCGACAUGCUGUGGAAUGCAGCGUCGGACGCCAGGGAAGUUCAUUUAGACGGGGAGAUUGCUUCUUCGAAGCGACACGCAUGCGAAUCCGUGGCGAGGCGCACUCGACCUUCCCAUGGUUUCGCACUCGAAUCACAUGCAGCCAGCUUGUACGCUCUCGACAGCUUCGUCGUGUCUUCGCUGGCAUGCUUCCACGCAAUGCUGCAUUCAUUGCGUCGGUCGGGAGGAUCUCGCAACUCGAGGCGCGAACGUUCAAGAUCAUUCUCUGGCAUACACGACGGUGGUAUGUAGGAC
Messenger RNA from Aphanomyces invadans, 1750 nucleotides. RefSeq lists its product as hypothetical. NCBI's taxonomy places the organism in Eukaryota, Oomycota, Saprolegniomycetes, Saprolegniales, Verrucalvaceae. The transcript has 3 exons. Gene Ontology annotation, cellular component: ribonuclease H2 complex; nucleoplasm. The record is from RefSeq and is a predicted model, not a curated record. Bases 42 to 1112 code for a protein of 356 amino acids. Gene Ontology annotation, biological process: ribonucleotide metabolic process; RNA catabolic process.